Messenger RNA from Corylus avellana, 1658 nucleotides. Its product is annotated as Leucine-rich repeat (LRR) family protein. NCBI's taxonomy places the organism in Eukaryota, Viridiplantae, Streptophyta, Magnoliopsida, Fagales, Betulaceae. Gene Ontology annotation, cellular component: cytoplasm. Gene Ontology annotation, molecular function: protein binding. The record is from RefSeq and is a predicted model, not a curated record.
CCAACAUGCAAAAGCUAAAGUUCUUUCGUUUAAUCCCAAUGAUGUCGUUCGCUUGACAUUUUUUCCCACAAGCGAGCAAUCAGAACAACGCAACCUAUUUCGACUUUUCCGUUUUCUCCAUCCUCGUAGCUUCUGAUUCCAAUGGACGACGAGACCCGAGCACCGGAUGAUCCGAUGAUGGAAGACGACCCCUCUUCCACAGUCCUCGACCUCACCAGCUACCAACUCCACGAUCUCGACUCGGUCGACUUGCCCCCGAGUCUCACCGAGUUGGACCUGACGGCAAACCGGUUGUCGGCCUUGGACUCUCGGAUUGGGCAACUCUCCAACCUCAAAAAGCUGUCUCUCCGCCAAAACCUCGUCGAUGACAACGCCGUUGAGCCGAUCUCUCGCUGGGACGCAUUGUCAGGCCUCGAGGAGCUGGUGCUCAGAGAUAAUAAGCUAACGAAAAUUCCUGACGCCAGCAUAUUCAAGAAGCUUUUGGUUUUCGAUGUUUCUUUCAAUGAGAUCACUUCGUUGCACGGAUUGGCCAAGGUCUCCAACACGCUCAAGGAACUCUAUGUAUCCAAAAAUGAGGUUACUAAAAUGGAGGAGAUUGACCACUUUUAUGAUCUGCAAAUUCUUGAACUUGGCUCCAACAGAUUGCGGGUAAUAGAGAAUUUGCAGAACUUAACAAAUUUACAGGAGUUAUGGCUGGGGCGAAAUCGUAUCAAAGUAGUAAACCUGUGUGGGCUGAAAUGCAUCAAGAAGAUUAGCUUGCAAAGCAAUCGUUUAACUUCUACAACAGGAUUUGAGGAUUGCGUUGCUCUGGAAGAACUAUACUUGAGCCAUAAUGGUAUUUCUAAGAUGGAAGGCCUGUCAUCUUUAGUCAACCUCCGAGUUUUGGAUGUAUCAUCAAACAAGCUAACAUCAGUGAAUGACAUUCAAAACCUGCCGAGGUUGGAAGAUCUAUGGCUUAACGACAACCAAAUAGAAUCGCUUGAAGACCUUGCUGAGGCUGCUGUCGGUUCAAGAGAGACACUCACCACCAUCUACUUAGAAAAUAAUCCAUGUGCAAAGUCUCCAAGCUAUUCUGCUACACUCAGACAAAUCUUCCCAAACAUCCAACAAAUUGAUUCUGAUGUGUUUGCUUAAAAGGUUUAUGUGGCUACAGCUUUUGUCAAGACCGUUGUAGUCAGAAGCCCCAGCCAGAAGUAAUAACCCUGCAUGAGUUACUUCCUAUUUUUGCUCUCUCCAUUCUUCAUAAUUGAGUGUUGCUGCCUUCAGCUUAAUAGGCUGUGUGUUCACUAAUCUGGCUUGCAGGCAAACUGUGGUUCUGGAGGUCGCUUAAAAGGCAAGUAGUGGUUUUGGAAGAACACCCUUUAUCCUAGGAACAUGUUGAUCAAGCAUGGCAUAUUCAAGACUCGUGCCUGCUCUUUUGGUUAUGAGGCAUUUGAUUAACUAAUUUUUCUCGGGACCACCUUCUUCCUUGUUUCCUUUUUUUUGGCUAAAUUUUGAAGUAAAUUGUCUAUGUUAUGGUCGUUUUAAGCAACUUUGUUACUCCUGUUACAGAAGGAUGUGUGAUGAAAUGCUGUGAACUCAUAGAGGUGUAAUUAGUAUUAGAAACUUCGUUUACGGGGUCUUCAAAGAAGUAUAAUGUUGACUUGAAAGUUCAUGCA